Molecule: messenger RNA, 1522 nt
Organism: Sinocyclocheilus grahami
Lineage: Eukaryota; Metazoa; Chordata; Actinopteri; Cypriniformes; Cyprinidae
Gene: cysltr2a
Product: cysteinyl leukotriene receptor 2a
Exons: 2
Coding region: 80-1102 (340 amino acids)
Biological process (GO): G protein-coupled receptor signaling pathway
Cellular component (GO): plasma membrane
Molecular function (GO): G protein-coupled receptor activity
Source: RefSeq, a predicted model, not a curated record
UGCUGGUUUGGCUAGUGACAAGCUGCAAGCGUUUUUGGACGACCUGCUUUCACCUCCACACUGCAGAAAAGGGAAGGACAUGAAUGCGUCUUUUCCAGAGCUCUCCUGUUUGAGCUCCAACAGCACUGAUGACUUCAAACGCCUAGUGUAUCCUGCAGCAUACAUUCUAAUUUUUGUCCUGGGACUCGCCGGUCACUCUUUAUCUGUCUGCGUCUUCUUCAGCCAAUGGAGGACCCAGAAGAGUUUCAAUCCAGUCAGCUUGUUAAUGGUGAACCUUUUGGUAUCAGACCUGAUGCUGGUGUCCUCUCUGCCCCUGAGGGUCUCGUAUUACAUAAUGAACUCUCACUGGACCUUUGGUCACAUCACCUGUAAAGUCAUCUCAUACGUGUAUUAUCUGAAUAUGUACAGCUCUGUGUAUUUCCUAGUGGCCCUGAACAUCUUGCGUUACCUGGCGCUGGUACGACCGUACCUAUACAUACGCAUACAGACCCACUACGUCGCAGGUAUCAUGUGUGCUCUCAUUUGGCUCUUUAUGAGUUUAGCCUGCAGUCCGCUGUUGUUCACUAAGAAAAAAGAUCAAGACGAAAGCAGUUUUCGAUGUUUGGAGCUGGCUGAAGACAAUGUGGAUCAAUUGCUCCUUAUCAACAACGUUACGUUUCCGGUGGGCUUUGUGUUGCCCUUGGUGGUUGUCAUAUUCUGCUCUGUCUUGGUUGCGAAGAACCUUCUGAGGCCUAGUCCUGCACUCGGUAGGACCAGACCUUGCAGGAAGAAGGCUUGUGCUCUGGUCAUCAUCAGCCUUGGGAUCUUUCUGGUGUGCUUUUUGCCAUAUCACGUAGUGCGGACAAUCUUCUUAACCACCGAGAAACAUGUCCAGAAGCAUGAAUACAAAGACUCGUGUGACUUUAUUUUGGUAGUCCGGAAGGCUGCCGUAAUAGCGCAUUGCUUGUGCACGUCUAACAGUUGUCUGGACCCUAUCCUCUUCUUCUUUGUUGGGGAAAAUUCCCGAUCAUUCUUCGCAAAAUGGACAGGAGGAAGAAACCCCAGCACUUGCGCUGCAGGAAGAAACCUACAGCAGGAAGAGUUACAGGUUUUGCAGAACUGAAUGAAAAUGGCUGAACAGAUAACAGACCAGAAGUACCUCAUUCUUCUGUGCGCUUCAUAAAUAGAUGUACGACACGAAAAGGUCAUGUUUUGACUGACUGUCCUUGUUUACACUGGGUUCAGUACAAGUUAGGACCAAUCAACAAAAUUUUGAUUGCUGCAAAUUAAUUUUGGUCCCUCUUUUGUUUAAAAAAAAAAAAAAAAAUCUUGGUUGCAAUCAGGCAGUUAUGAUGAAACUUAAGACUAAUAUGCGUGUUAACAUGAUUUUUGUGUGAAAAAAUACUAAUCUUUUCUGUUUAAUUUUACAACUUUGUCACAAUGAGAACGAUCAUAUCAGAAGACCAAUGCCUGCCUGGUUUCACAGAAAAGACACAAGGCUUAAGACUAGUCCCAGACUAAAAUGCAUGUUUGAGCUGUCUUA